AUUGUGCGUCACUGCGUGUCUCCAUGUGACACAAAAGGAAUGCAGAAAGUUUUGUUUCUGAAACCUUUACCUCUCAAACAGGUGUACGAGUGAUGAUGGUUAACAUUUUUAAAAACUUUGGCAGACGUCUCGCUGCCUGUUGGACUGAGCAACAGUUUUUAUGAUCAGCUUAAAGAGUCUGCAAACAACAUCUACAGAUAACCAGCAUCUCAUAUAGACAUGAGAGACCGGCUGACGCACCUCCAUCAGGUGCAGACUGACUCUGACGGUUUCUGCACGGUGGAGCUGGACAAUUUAUCAGCUCAUGAUGCAGCAGCAGCAUCACAGACCAUCACUGACCAGGACCUGGAUGGCGUCCUGCAGGAGGCCCAACAGAUUCGUCUGGAGAUCCAGCACAUCCAGAACGACAUCAGCGAGCUGAAAGAUGUGAAUCACCAGGCCUUGAACAAAACCUCAUACGCCACUGCUUCAAAGCGGGACUCUAAUGCAAUCGGGGCGGAUAUCAAACGCAGGGGAGAGUCUGUGCUGCAGCGGCUGCACAUGAUGAACGCCCUCAGAGGGGAGCUGGAGGCCCAGCGUGGCAGCUCUGACCCCACAGCUCGCAUCGCUCGAACACAGUACCAGUGUCUCAGCAACGCCCUGCGGGAGGUGAUGUUCAGCUACAACGACACAGAGAUGAGCCACAGGGAGGCGUGUAAACGGCAGAUCCAGAGGCAGAUGGAGGUGGUGGGCAGGGAGAUCAGCGAGGAGGAGCUGGAGGAGAUGAUGGAGAGCCCAGAGGUGAAUGUGUUCAGCGCCCAGGUGGAGGGAAAAACCGCUCGCUCGGCUUUCCUGCAGAUCGAGAGCCGACACAAGGAGCUGCUGGAGCUGGAAAAGAGGAUCGAGGGGAUCCAGGAGCUGUUUCUGGAUGUGGCCGUGCUCACAGAGGAGCAGGGGCUCGCCAUCGAAAACAUCCAGAAAAACGUCCAAAAUACUGGAGUUAUAGUUGAGGAUGCAGUGUUCAAGCUGGAGAGAGCCACUGCAUCCGAUAAAAACAACCCAUUCAAGAAGAUGUUUUGUAGCUGCUUUCCAUGUUAUAACUAAGUCUGAUGAGGAUCGGUGGCUUUGGAUCAAGUCCACUAGUCCACGUGGUAAAACCAAAGACUGCAUUUAAAGAUGGACGACAUGACAGAUCCCCUUUAAGUGUAACUUUCAAUCUUGAUCACCCUCUGGUGUCUGUCUGCAGUAUGUGUCAUAAAGCCCGCCUCUCCAUGUUAGUGAAAGGGACAUGAGCCAAAUUAAAAACUCAAAGUACUCACCAAAUAACCUUAAUUUUUCCCAAAGAUGGUUUCAGUCACUGAAGAUAGUUCUCAUAACCCUCAUGUUUGUUGAAGUGUUUUUAUGAUAACUUUAAUUUUAAUGAGUUGUUCAAUUCUACAAAAAGCGUAUUUUUCUCUAUGAUUGACAGCCGCAUGUGCCAAUCCAUGCACUUGCAUUCAAUGGGGUUACUUGCAAUUAGUUGGACAGGCGUUUUGGCGAAUAUCACUUCUGCACAGAAUCCAGCUCAUCACCAUCGCAAGAUGGCAAUGCCCUAUCUCGGAUAUUUUAACCUCACUGAAGCGUAUUGCGGGCGUGUCGUCUGUAGGUAAAAUUAAAAACUAAAGGAACAACCGAUGAAGAUUUUUUCAAUUAUCAGUCCCUUUAAAAAAACUGUUUUGAUACUGACAGUCUUACCACAAGAUCCAUGUCAUAGCUGUUCUGGAGCUUUUGAUCAAUAUAAAAUAUAGUGAGACUCAAACUGAAAUGCUCUGGUCCCAGAAUGGAGACGUGUGUCAGAUGUGUAUUCAGGCUCAGUGAGCAACGUUUAGUGAAAGUUUUAAUGUCCAUAAUGAUAAAGUGAAGUUAGUCAUAUCAUGUGACAUUAGCAUCAUGAAUGAUUAAAAAAUCAUUCAUGAGCUUAAUGUUUAUUAAGCUAUAUACCUUUUUAUUUGGGAGACAUUUUGGGCUUAAGCUGAAAAGCCAUAUAAAUAAAGAUUAUUAUUAUUAGUAUUUUUAUUUACUGACUUACAUACAGUUACUAAAUGAACCUUGUGGUGAGAAAAUUUUCACAACUGCUUAUUAUUAUUAUUAAUAUGUUGUUAUAUUUUUAUGUUAGUCUGUGUCUCCCCCUUAUUUCAUCCUGACAAUAAACUGUUGUUUAAGUGUAAAAAAGUAUUUGAAGUUUAUCUCAAACUUUAUGCGCAAACGCUCAAAUCCACCUGCGCGCUUUUAAUGUUCAAUAAAGCAG
Plectropomus leopardus (leopard coralgrouper) is the source of this 2266-nucleotide messenger RNA. Its product is annotated as syntaxin-11-like. Gene Ontology annotation, cellular component: synaptic vesicle; endomembrane system; SNARE complex. The record is from RefSeq and is a predicted model, not a curated record. NCBI's taxonomy places the organism in Eukaryota, Metazoa, Chordata, Actinopteri, Perciformes, Serranidae. Gene Ontology annotation, biological process: exocytosis; synaptic vesicle fusion to presynaptic active zone membrane; intracellular protein transport. Gene Ontology annotation, molecular function: SNAP receptor activity; SNARE binding.